UAGCAGAUACUAUCUUUCAUCAGUGGAACUAACACCGCUAUGGCCCUUUGGGUUUAUACAAUUAACAUAUUUCUAGCCGCAUUUGCCACGGCUUUAAUUUUGAUUAAACGACGUUUUUCCUAUUGGAAACGCCGUGAAAUUCCCCAUGAUGAACCACAUUUUCCCGGUGGAAACAUCGAUUGCAGCUCUAAUACCAGUAAAAGUGUUCAACGAAACUACAACAAGUUCAAAACAACUGGGCCAUUUGGUGGCUUUUUCAUCAAUCUCCAUAGAGCUGUUGUCCUUUAUGAUCUUGACUUAAUAAAAGAUGUCCUUGUCAAGGAUUUCCACAAUUUUCCCGAACGCGGUUUGUUCCACAACGAAAAAGAUGACCCACUCAGUGCAAACUUAUUUCGUUUAGACGAAACCAAAUGGAAACAACUACGCAGCCAGCUUUCUCCUUCGUUUUCUGGAAUCAAAAUGAAAGACAUGUUCUUGACGAUUUUGUCGAUUGGUCAAAAGUUGGUUCAAGCCCUCGAUGAUGUUAUUGAUGUUGAAAAUUCCACUGUGGAAAUGAAUGAAAUCAUCGGACGAUAUGUAACGGAUGUAAAUGGAAAUUGUGUCUUUGGAUUGGAUUGCAACAGUCUUAAUGAUAAAAAUGCUGAUUUCUUUCGAACCAUCAAAUCAAUAUCUGGGACGAAACUCCAUUCUAAAAUAGUGAAUUCUUUGAUAUCGAGUUUUCCGAAAUUGGCUCAGAAGUUGCGAAUGCGGGAGACUCACGAAGACUUGAAUGACUUUUUCAUUCGUAUUGUGCGUGAAACCAUUGAAUAUCGUGAAAAGAAUUCGGUCAAACACAAUGACUUUCUGAGUUUGAUGAUCGAGCUGAAAAACAUUGAUGGGGGCUUGAGUAUUGAGCAAAUGUCCGGACAAACGUUUGCGUAUUUUUCUGCUGGUUUUGAAAACUCUACCGCUGCUAUUGUCGUGACAUUGUAUGAACUUGCACUAAAUCAGGAUGUUCAAGAUAAGCUGAGGGAUGAAAUUACAAACCGAAUGGAAAAAUUCCGACAGAAAUUAAGCUUUGAUUGUAUGAUGGAAAUGCGUUAUUUGAAAAAAGUUGUUAAAGAGAGCCUUCGAAAACAUCCUGUUGUUCCGUAUCUUUUGCGUUUAGCUAAAAAUGAUUAUCAAACGUCUCAUCCAAAAUACGUUAUUCCGAGUCAGACGCUUAUAAUAAUUCCCAUUGAAGCAAUUCAAAAUGAUCCGGAUGUGUAUCCUGAACCGGACCAUUUUGAUCCAGAACGGUUUCGAUCCGAAGAAAUUCAUCAACGGAAUAUCGCAGCAUGGUUGCCAUUCGGAGUCGGUCCGAGGCAUUGUAUAGGCUUGAGAUUUGCCAAAAUGCAAAUCUAUGUGGCUCUUAUUCUGUUGAUUAGCAGUUACAGGUUUUAUACAACUUGUGAUUGUGAUAGAACAGCAAAUCCCUUGCCAGUGGAUGGGAAGAAAUCAAGUGGUCAGAUUUAUUUACGUGUGGAACGUAUUUAGAAGUAAACUAUCUACAAUCCACUCUUAUCUAUUUAAUAUGUCUUCUUAGAAGUGUACAUUGAAUAAAAUUAUCUUUUAUUGCAACUCCAAUAAUUCAAUGAUUGAAUGAAUAUUUAUUCAUAAUUGAUAAAUCAAUAAUCAAUAUUUGCAAUCUACAGUUGAUUAUUUAUUUACUGAUACUUAAG
Molecule: messenger RNA, 1700 nt
Organism: Eupeodes corollae
Lineage: Eukaryota; Metazoa; Arthropoda; Insecta; Diptera; Syrphidae
Product: probable cytochrome P450 6a20
Exons: 2
Coding region: 40-1515 (491 amino acids)
Molecular function (GO): heme binding; iron ion binding; monooxygenase activity
Source: RefSeq, a predicted model, not a curated record